Molecule: messenger RNA, 2019 nt
Organism: Cryptomeria japonica (Japanese cedar)
Lineage: Eukaryota; Viridiplantae; Streptophyta; Pinopsida; Cupressales; Cupressaceae
Product: beta-glucosidase 12
Exons: 13
Coding region: 195-1688 (497 amino acids)
Biological process (GO): carbohydrate metabolic process
Molecular function (GO): beta-glucosidase activity
Source: RefSeq, a predicted model, not a curated record
AUUUUUAAUGUCAUUCUAGAUACCUCUCAGCAUAAUGAAAAUUUACAGUCAAAUGUGUAUCCAGAAUGGUGGGUACAAAUUGACUUUAUCUUUCAAAUAUUGACCGACUUUCAGUCCAAGGGAAAAUCUGCCAUGGCUAUACCUUGCAAUAUAAGAACAUUGGAUUGGAAGACUGGAUCUGUUAGUUUGCCAGAAUGGAUACCAGAAAAUGUGUCCUCUGUAUGUGGCUUCUGGUAGUUUGUGUGUCUGCAACUGAAAAAUUGAAUAGAGGAGAAUUUCCUCAUGGGUUUAUGUUUGGUACAGGCUCUGCUGCAUAUCAGUAUGAAGGAGCGGCCAGAGAGGGAGGAAGAAGCCCAAGCAUCUGGGAUACUUAUUCACAUACCGCAGGGAAUAUAGUGGAUGGGAGCAAUGGAGAUGUUGCUGUAGACCAGUACCACCGCUAUAAGGAGGAUGUUAAACUUAUGAAGAUGAUGGGCAUGGAUGCAUAUAGGUUUUCUAUUUCCUGGUCACGGAUAUUGCCAUAUGGCUCACUAAAAGGCGGGAUCAACAAAGCUGGUGUAGCAUAUUACAACAACCUUAUUAACGAACUCUUGUUGCAUGGUAUUAAGCCUUUCGUGACACUGCUCCAUUUCGACACACCACAAGCAUUGGCGGAUAAAUAUGGAGGAUUUCUCAGUCAAAAUAUUGUGAGCGAUUUUGCAGAUUACAGUGAAGUGUGCUUCCAGGAGUUUGGGGAUCGAGUGAAAUUUUGGGUAACUUUAAACGAACCUCAUGCCAUUGCUGCUUUUGGAUAUGACAGUGGAACAGCUGCACCAGGCCGCCAUACCAGUAGCAAUGGAAAUUUAAGCACAGGGAACUCUGCAACAGAGCCAUAUAUUGUGGCCCAUAAUCUUCUUCUUGCUCAUGUUGCUGCUGUCAGUUUAUACAAGAACAAAUAUCAGGCGGUGCAGAAGGGAUUGAUUGGCAUCACCUUAGACAGCAUGAAGGCACUGCCUUAUUCAAAUACAUCCUCGGAUCAGAUGGCUGCCCAAAGGGUCAUAGAUUUUAUGUUUGGUUGGUUUAUGGAUCCAAUUACAAAAGGAGAUUACCCGUCAAGUAUGAGAAAUCUUGUUGGUCCGCGUUUGCCCAAGUUUAGUAAAGCUCAAUCGCUUAUGGUGAAAGGUUCAUUUGACUUUGUGGGCUUAAACUAUUACACAACCAUGUACGCUGCUCAUGUUUCAACUUCAUCGAUUAAACUUAAUACAAGCUAUUCACUGGAUUCCCAAGCUAAUCUUACUGCGCGGAGGAAUGGUAUACUCAUUGGACCCUUGGCUGGAUCUCCAUGGCUUCACGUGUAUCCACAAGGAAUAAGAGACAUUUUGGACUACGUCAAAGAUCGAUAUGAUAAUCCGCCCAUUUUCAUAACAGAAAAUGGUAUUGACGAAGUCAACAACGAGACUUUAUCAUUAAAGGAAGCUCUGAACGAUACAUGGCGAGUAGAUUACCAUUCACAGCAUUUGUGGUACCUUCACGAGGCAAUAAGGGAAGGAUCGAAUGUUAGAGGAUAUUUUGCUUGGUCUUUGUUGGAUAACUUUGAGUGGACCAGUGGUUAUACAGUACGUUUUGGCCUCCAUUACGUGGACUACAGAAAUAACCUCAAGAGAUAUCCCAAAGCGUCGGCACGCUGGUUCCACAGAUUCUUGAAAUGAAGAAAUACACUGUUACAUCGUACAAUAAGAUUUGUGGCAUCAAUAACGCCAAGAUUUGUCCUUUCUAAUUACAUAAGUCAUUUCUAUCAAAUUCUUACUUUCUUAUUUUCUCCUACCAUUCUCUAGUUCGGUUUUAGUCAAUCAUAGAAUUUUUUUUCAAUUCACUAAAUUUGACCGUUAGAUAAUAGAGGUUAUGUUUGGUAAGUAGUAGGUUAUUUUCACAUUAUGUCAAAUUAUUGAUCUAUAUGAAGAUUUAAUUAUAUAUCUUUUUGGAUCAAUUUUUGUUGAUUCAUAUUUUAUGAAUAGUAAGUAGUUCAUAUAAUUCAUUUUU